AUGGCAGAGAAGUUGCAGCUGCAGGAGCAGCACCCGACUGAAACAGAGCUGUGUGCUGAGGCUGAGGAGCUGCAGGCCCACCUGAUGUCCAAGCAGCAAGAGCUGGAGAUCUGCCAUGACCUGGAGGCCAGGCUGGAGGAGGAGGAAGAGCGCUGCCAGCACCUGCAGGUGGAGAAGAAGAUGAUGCAGCAGAACAUCCAGGAACUUGAGGAGCAGUUGGAGGAGGAGGAGAGUGCCCGGCAGAAGCUGCAGCUGGAGAAGGUGACCACGGAGGCCAAGCUGAAGAAGCUGGAGGAAGACCAGAUCAUCAUGGAGGACCAGAACUGCAAGCUGGCCAAGGAGAAGAAGCUGCUGGAAGACAGAAUAGCUGAGUUCACCACCAACCUCAUGGAAGAGGAGGAGAAGUCGAAGAGCCUUGCCAAGCUCAAGAACAAGCACGAGGCCAUGAUCACCGACCUGGAAGAGCACCUCCGCAGGAAGGAGAAACAGUGGCAGGAGCUGGAGAUGACCCACCGGAAGCUGGAAGGAGACUCCACAGACCUCAGCGACCAGAUUGCAGAGCUCUGGGCCCAGAUUGCAGAGCUCAAGAUGCAGCUGGCCAAGAAAGAGGAGGAGCUCCAGGCCGCCCUGGCCAGAGUGGAAGAAGCCACUCAGAAGAACACGGCCCUGAAGAAGAUUUGGGAGCUGGAAUCUCAAAUUUCCAAACUCCGGGAAGACCUGGAGUCUGAGUGUGCUUCCAGGAAUAAAGCUGAGAAGCAGAAACAGGAAGAGCUGGAAGCACUGAAAACAGAGUUGGAGGACACUCUGGAUUCCACAGCUGCCCAGCAAGAGCUCAGGUCCAAGCGUGAACAGGAAGUGAACAUCCUGAAGAAGACCCUAGAGGAGGAGGCCAAGUCUCAUGAGGCCCAGAUCCAGAAGAUGAGGCAGAAGCACUCGCAGGCCGUAGAGGAGCUGGCAGAGCAGCUGGAGCAGAUGAAGCGGGUAAAAGCCAACCUCGAGAAGGCGAAGCAGACCCUGGAGAAUGAGCGAGGGGAGCUGGCCAACGAGGUGAAAGUCCUGCUGCAGGACAAAGGGGACUCAGAGCACAAGCAGAAGAAGGUGGAGGCCCAGCUGCAGGAGCUGCAGGUCAAGUUCAACGAGGGCGAGCGUGUGCGCACGGAGCUGGCCGACAAGGUCACCAAGCUGCAGGUCAAGCUGGACAACGUGACCGGUCUCCUGAGCCAGUCUGACAGCAAGUCUAGCCAGCUCACCAAGGACUUCUCCACACUCGAGUCCCAGCUGCAGGACACCCAGGAGCUGCUGCAGGAGGAGAACCGGCAGAAGCUGAGCCUGAGCACCAAGCUGAAGCAGAUGGAGGACGAGAAGAACUCCUUCAAGGAGCAGCUGGAGGAGGAGGAGGAGGCCAAGCACAACCUGGAGAAGCAGAUCGCCGCGCUCCACGCCCAGGUGGCCGACAUGAAGAAGAUGAUGGAGGACGGUGUGGGGUGCCUGGAGACGGCAGAGGAGGCAAAGAGGAAGCUCCAGAAGGACCUGGAGGGCCUGAGCCAGCGUCACGAGGAGCAGGUGGCUGCUUACAAAGAGCUGAAGAAGACCAAGAUGCAGAUGCAGCAGGAGCUGGAUGACCUCCUGGUAGACCUGGACCACCAGUGGCAGAGUGUCUCCAACCAGGAGAAGAAGUGGAAGUUUUACCAGGUGCCCUUAGGCCUGACCGCAGUCGGCUGCGACAAGCAGAGCAAGGAGAAGAAGCAACAGCUGGUCAGACCGGCGAGUGCAUCCCCACAGCCCAGAGGUCCUUCCUUUCAGUCCUGUGACCCGGGGGUCAGCGGCUCACUCCUAGAAUGUGGUCAGUGGUCUUCCUUGGCACCCGGGGACCUACAGACCUGGCCUGCACCCACCUGGCUCAUGGGCGCGGGCUCCGUGUGCCAGGGCAGCCUCCUGAGCUGCUUCCUUCCCCAGGUGCGGGAGAUGGAGGCAGAGCUGGAGGAUGAGCGGAAGCAGCGCUCAUUAGCAAUGGCUGCUCAGAAGAAGCUGGAGAUGGACCUGGUCUUGCAGGAGGGGCUGGGUGUGACUCACAGUGACCUCCUGUGCACUCUGAGACAACUUCUGCAGAACGGGUCCAGUGUUGAAGAAGCAGCAGCUCAGAAGAAUUUUUCAAUGAUGAAAAUUCGGGAGCUGGAGUUUCAGAUUUCCAAACUCCGGGAAGACCUGGAGUCUGAGCGUGCUUCCAGGAAUAAAGCUGAGAAGCAGAAAUGGGACCUUGGGGAAGAGCUGGAAGCACUGAAAACAGAGCUGGAGGACACUCUGUAUUCCACAGCUGCCCAGCAAGAGCUCAGGUCCAAGCACGAACAGGAAGUGAACAUCCUGAAGAAGAACCUAGAGGAGGAGGCCAAGACUCAUGAGGCCCAGAUCCAGAAGAUGAGGCAGAAGCACUCGCAGGCUGUAGAGGAGCUGGCAGAGCAGCUGGAGCAGAUGAAGCAGGUGAAAGCCAACCUCGAGAAGGCAAAACAGACCUUGGAGAACGAGCGAGGGGAGCUGGCCAACGAGGUGAAGGUCCUGCUUCAGGGCAAAGGGGACUCAGAGCACAAGCGGAAGAAGGUGGAGGCCCAGCUGCAGGAGCUGCAGGUCAAGUUCAACGAGGGCGAGCGUGUGCGCACGGAGCUGGCCGACAAGGUCACCAAGCUGCAGGUCGAGCUGGACAACGUGACCGGUCUCCUGAGCCAGUCUGACAGCAAGUCUAGCAAGCUCACCAAGGACUUCUCCACACUCGAGUCCCAGCUGCAGGACACCCAGGAGCUGCUGCAGGAGGAGAACCGGCAGAAGCUGAGCCUGAGCACCAAGCUGAAGCAGAUGGAGGACGAGAAGAACUCCUUCAAGGAGCAGCUGGAGGAGGAGGAGGAGGCCAAGCACAACCUGGAGAAGCAGAUCGCCGCGCUCCACGCCCAGCUGGACGACACACGCGUCUCCCGCGAGGAGAUCCUGGCGCAGGCCAAGGAGAACAAGAAGAAGCUCAAGAGCAUGGAGGCCGAGAUGAUUCAGCUGCAGGAGGAACUGGCAGCUGCAGAGCGUGCCAAGCGCCAGGCCCAGCAGGAGCGGGAUGAGCUGGCCGACAAGAUCGCCAACAGCAGCGGCAAGGGGGCUCUCGCACUGGAGGAGAAGCGGCGUCUGGAGGCCCGCAUCGCCCAGCUGGAGGAGGAGCUGGAGGAGGAGCAGGGCAACACGGAGCUGGUCAACGACCGGCUCAAGAAGGCCAACCUCUGGUGCCGUGAUGCCCACGAUCCAAGGCCCAGGAUGAAGCCUAUCCGACAGCAGGGUCAGGCUGGCCUCAGUACUCCUGCCCUGCCCAGCCCUUCCUCCUGGGGCAAAGCUGAGAAGUCUGACAGCUGUCAACUCUGUGACUUAUGA
Molecule: messenger RNA, 3402 nt
Organism: Tupaia belangeri chinensis (Chinese tree shrew)
Lineage: Eukaryota; Metazoa; Chordata; Mammalia; Scandentia; Tupaiidae
Product: myosin-9-like
Exons: 21
Coding region: 1-3402 (1133 amino acids)
Cellular component (GO): myosin II complex; cytoplasm; myosin filament
Molecular function (GO): actin filament binding; microfilament motor activity
Source: RefSeq, a predicted model, not a curated record